Phanerochaete carnosa HHB-10118-sp is the source of this 1374-nucleotide messenger RNA. RefSeq lists its product as uncharacterized. The record is from RefSeq and is a predicted model, not a curated record. Lineage: Eukaryota; Fungi; Basidiomycota; Agaricomycetes; Polyporales; Phanerochaetaceae. The transcript has 5 exons. Bases 67 to 1215 code for a protein of 382 amino acids.
GCCAACGCCGCAGCCCUUCCUUACGCGAGGAGAGCCCCUCAGUGGUCUGACUCCUCGAUGAACGACAUGACGGGCGGUGAUUCAUUCUCCUCUGGCAGCCAAGGAGGAAAGAUGCAAGAGUAUAUCAAGAACCUUCCCCCGAGCCUCCAGGGACCCAUGGCAUCUGCCAUUGCCCAAGCUUAUAACCAAGGCCAGGGCCAAUAUCAGGGCCAAUACCAAGGCCAAUACCAAGGCCAAGGCCAGGGCUCUGGCUCGUCAUGGAGCUGGAACACCGGCGGAGCCAACCAGGACGCAGGCUCAAGCACCGGCUCGUCCUGGGGCUGGAACACCGGUGGGGACAGCCAGGGCACGGGCUCGCCUGUCAGCCCGAGCGGCACCUGGCCUGGUGGUGCCGCCGCUGCCGCCGCUGCCUCUGCGGCGGGCGGAUACCCGGCGUCGCCGAGCGGCAGCGCGCCGGUAUUCAGCUUCCCUGGAGGCCCCAUGAUGACCGCGGCACCUAACCCGUCGCUGACCAUCUCCAUCCCGGCGCCGCCGUCGCCGACGGGUGUGCCUGGCGUCCCUGGAUCACCCUCCGCGUCCGGCGCACCUGUGGUGCCGUCGGGCGUCCCUGGGUCUCCUGCCUCUGGCGCGCCGCCGUCGCCGAGUGGUGUUGUCCCCUCUGGUGCGCCUCCCUCGCCGAGCGGCGUUGUUCCCUCUGGCGUGCCGUCUUCCCCGAGCGGCGUUGCGCCCUCGGGUGUGCCUUCGGGCGUUCCUUCCGGUGCACCUUCGGGAGCCCCAUCUGGCAUGCGCCGCCGCCACCACACACUGGGUGCGCGCGACGUCCUCGACGAACUGCUCCCGCUCCUGCCGAGCGACAUCGCGACGCCCGUCUCGCAGCUCCUGGCCGCUAUCGAGGGCAGCUCGACCUCCGCGCCCACCGCGGCGCCAACAUCGGUGCCCGCCUCUGCGUCGCCCUCCGCGUCGGCCGGCGCGCUGGCCGCUGCACCGCCCGCUUCCGGCGCAACGACGACCGUCACCGUCACCGCGAGCUACCCCGCCCUGUCGGGCGCGCCCGCGGCGCGCGCCGUCGACCUCGUCUCGCCCUCCUCCUCCUCGGCGUCGGCGUCGGCCACGCCGUCAUCGAACGCGGCGCUCGGCGGCCUUGCGCGCACGUCGUUCGUCGGCGCUGCGAGUGUCGUGGCGAGCGUGCUCCUCGGCGCGUUCAUCGUGCUGUAAAAGCCGUCGUCGUUGGAAAAGGUGCCCGUGGUUGGAAAGUGGCAGCAGGAGGGUUUGCGUGAUGCAUAGCUUUUUUUUAUGGUUUUGUGAUAGCGUUUUUGAUUCCUGUCGUUUUGUUAUGACUUCUUCCCGGUUUGUUCAGGUGCAAUGAUAAGCAGU